UGGCAACAUUUUCUUGUCUCUGACAUCUUGUGAUCACAAGACUUCUUCGUUUCGAGUUUUCUGUCAAAGAAGAAAUUGGAGAAAAAAGGCCGUCCCUUUAGGGAUCUUCAGGUUUUAAAAGCUCCAAUUGACGAAAACCUCCAUCAAGAUGAGAUAUUUCCUGACGUACCUGUUUUUGUUGCUGCUGUCGCUCGCCAUACCCAUAUUUUCGUUAUACUAUCUCCUUACUGGAAAGGGUGAGCAAAUCAGUUUCGGAUGGUUCCUCGAGAACACGUCUCCCUACAUGUGGGGGACGUUGGGUAUCGCGUUCGCCGUGUCCUUCUCCGUGGUCGGGGCGGCCAUGGGAAUCCACACGACCGGAGUGAGCAUAGUGGGAGGUGGUGUCAAAGCGCCCAGGAUCAAAACGAAGAACUUGAUCUCCGUUAUUUUCUGUGAAGCUGUGGCCAUUUACGGAUUGAUUACGGCCAUCGUGCUGUCCGGUAUAUUGGAGCAAUAUAAAGAGCCGUUCCUGGAUAUAGCCAUCAAGCAACAGAAUUGGAUGGCUGGGUACGUGAUGUUCGGCGCUGGACUCGCCGUGGGUCUCGUGAACUUGUUCUGCGGCAUCUGCGUCGGGAUCGUGGGAUCGGGAGCGGCUCUCGCCGACGCGGCCAACGCAGCUCUUUUUGUGAAGAUCCUGAUUGUGGAAAUCUUCGGUUCAGCCAUUGGGUUGUUUGGACUGAUUGUUGGAAUAUACAUGACGUCGAGAGUUAAAAUGGGCAACCAGUAACUUGAGCAGAAAGUCUUACUUGAAUUUAAGUUAUACAAGAGCACUGGUACUCCUACCCCGACCUUGACCUGAUCCAACUCGCCGCCAGUGCUUCAAACAAAAAUAUAUUUAUUAAGGAGCAACAAGCUUUGAAUAAGUGUUGGACUUGUAUACUUCGGAAUCUACAUUUCAGAAUUACUAUAUAGAUGUUGUGCGAUUACUAUUUGAUCAUUUUCAGUUUGUACAAUGUUUAUUACCUUAGCACUUAAAAGUCAAAGUCUUGGAAACCAGUUUUUAUGUUUUUGGACCCUUACUAAUAAAACUGUUGAUAGUCAAUGUAAUUUGCAUUAUAAUGUGUAAUACACAUUUUCAUUUUACAAAGGAGCAUGGGCACAUUUGUAUGAAGCUACCUACUAACAGACAUGUUACAUACUUUUAUAUUACCAUAUGUAUAAAAUUUGUGCUCACUGAUGAGUAUGACAGGAUACAAAAUACAUGAGAGAAGAAGAGAUAGGGCUCUACAAAUGUGAUCCAGUGGUGUAGUUUUAAUUCUUCACUUUAAAUAUUAAUGUAAUGUAUUUUCUUCUUUUACAUAGUAAAUUUCAUGGCACUGACGUCGCAUAGCUGUUAAAUGAUAGUUCAUAAUGCCCAUGGCCCUUGGUAAUGUGUGAAUUAAAGUUCCCAUUAUGUUCUGUCAUCAUUUUUGAGAACUUUUGUAUAACUUGACCUGUAUGCCAAAUAUUUUUAUACAUUUAUGUGAUUUCAUCAAAGGUUAUAUUUCAUAAUCAAGUAGUAAAAAAUCAUCUAUAAUAUUCAAGUCUCUAACUUGAUUUAGUUGCCUUUAAUUUUUUUUUUUUUUAAUUUAACCAUGGUUUGACAAUAGUUAAAUAUUUUAACCAUUUUUUUAGAACAUAUUCACUAUAUUAUUCAUUAUGAGGAAUGUAUUUGAUGUUAAAUAAUAUUAUUGUACUUACCCUAAUUUAUAAUGUAACUUCAACCAUAAAAUUGCUUUACCAGGUUUUUGGUUUAGGUUAAAAGUCAUUUGCAGUUUGCACAUCAUACAACUACAUGCUCUAUUUUCGCUUACAAGACCGACAUACAUUUGUAAAAGUCUGAACCUAAGUCAAAUUUUCAUUUACUGGAAGUUGUCAAAAAUGGUAAGCAAUUUUAUGGUCAACUACAAGUUUCUGCUUUUUGUGCUAAGGUUUAAGACAUUUCAUUAUACAGUUUGGAUUGUUAUUAGACAACUUCUUAAUCAAUAGAAUAUGUUUUUUUAAUACCAUAUUAUUAUCACAGUGUCCUGUAUUAAAUUGACUAGAUAUAUGGUGCAUUUUUUAUAUUAUAUUAUAUAUUGUGUCAUCGUAGAAUUUUAUAAUGUGUUACUGAGUAACAAUGUAAAGGAGCUCAUUUGCUAUGACAUGAAAUUGUAACAGAUUAUACGCUGUCCAUGGAGAUAAGUUAGUAUAGGGCUCUCUCUGUCGUAAUCCUAUACAAAUGACAAGGACAAAAAACUCAGUGGGCGUUAACCAUUUUGAGUCACCAACCUAUCACAAACGAAACUAUAUUUUCUGUACUACUCUAUUAGAGAAC
Maniola jurtina (meadow brown) is the source of this 2335-nucleotide messenger RNA. It is a transcript of the gene VhaPPA1-1, whose product is annotated as V-type proton ATPase 21 kDa proteolipid subunit-like. NCBI's taxonomy places the organism in Eukaryota, Metazoa, Arthropoda, Insecta, Lepidoptera, Nymphalidae. The coding region runs from base 149 to 766 and encodes 205 amino acids. The record is from RefSeq and is a predicted model, not a curated record. The transcript is spliced from 2 exons. Gene Ontology annotation, molecular function: proton-transporting ATPase activity, rotational mechanism. Gene Ontology annotation, cellular component: proton-transporting V-type ATPase, V0 domain. Gene Ontology annotation, biological process: proton transmembrane transport.